Messenger RNA from Exophiala xenobiotica, 2011 nucleotides. Its product is annotated as calcium/proton exchanger. Gene Ontology annotation, biological process: intracellular calcium ion homeostasis; calcium ion transmembrane transport. Gene Ontology annotation, cellular component: fungal-type vacuole membrane. Gene Ontology annotation, molecular function: calcium:proton antiporter activity. The transcript is spliced from 3 exons. Lineage: Eukaryota; Fungi; Ascomycota; Eurotiomycetes; Chaetothyriales; Herpotrichiellaceae. Bases 535 to 1758 code for a protein of 407 amino acids. The record is from RefSeq and is a predicted model, not a curated record.
UGCCAGGCCAGUCCAUCCGCAUCUUGAUCUUCCUCGACAUGCCACGACCUGCUUCCUUUCUUUCUCGACACCUCAGACCGACCCAGCUGAUGGCGCAGUCUCUUCGAAGGGUGUCUGCUGUCAUCUGUGAUAGUUGGAAAAGAUUCCUUUCUUGCAGUCACACGAUAGCGACUUCCUCGUGGUUGAAUGUCCUGCUCGUGAUUGUACCUCUGGCCAUUACAAGCUACUUCGUCCAUGCAAACCCCGUAAUAGUCUUCAGCUCAAAUGUCAUUGCUGUCAUCCCUUUGUCCUCCUUGCUCACAUAUGCCACCGAAAACAUCUCGAGAGAGUCUGGGGAUGCCGAUUGGGGCCUUGGUGAACGUGACGUUUGGAAAUCUGGUUGAAAUUGUUCUUUUUAUGUAAGACUAGACGGAUACAUCUGGCUUCUCCAGGCUCAUAGACUUCUACAGAGCUGCUCUCUAUCACAAUCAAUUCGAAGUGGUGCAGGCUUCCAUUCUGGGCUCGAUCCUGGUCAACCUCUUGCUCAUACUCGGAAUGGCAAUUUUGGCAGGCAGUCUUCACAAUCAUGAACAAGACCAUGACAAAGAAGAAGCACAAGGCCUUGCCUGCCUCCUUAGCGUGUCAGUAUUCAGUCUUUUAAUACCUAAUGCUUUCUACCACACGUUCGACGAUGACAAAACUGCGAAAGUGGCUGUGCUGAUACUGAGUCGUGUAUCCUCAUUUACUUUAUUAGUCAUCUACCUCCUCUAUAUCUUCUUCCAGGUCAGAAAACCAUCUUCGACAACUGCCUUGAAUGACCCGCCUCCUUUUUUGCCAGCCAGGACGUCUCAUGAUAGCCGGGGUAGAGAAUCCUCGACACCUUGCAUCCUUCCUCGAUCCAUACGCUUUGAGGAUGAAGAAAUGGUAGACUAUCAUCUGUCGACUGGCGAUCUGCGAAGAGACAGCGUGGAGCUAGCACCGAUCGCAGGUCCUAAUGAAGCCAAUACUUCCUUUGAUGAGGACGAAAGCCGGUGGCACACUCGGAAUCGACCCGAUGAAGAAUCUCAAGCGCUUCUGAGCCAAGCACGAAACACGCAUGGUGACAAAAAGACAUUAUCAGCACAGUCCAUCUAUCAUCAACACCAACGUUACCGAUCACAGUCGAGAGAUUCUCAUCGCAGCCACAGUCAAACAUCUGAUCAUCAACGACACUCUACCUCGAACCUGCCUCGAUUUCUCCUCGGCAAUAACCCCUCGACCAACGAUCUCCCGGGCAGUGUUGAAGCAUUACCCGAGAUGAGUCCCGUUAUUGGCCGCAAGACAUCAAUCUUACUCCUUAUUGUGUCGUCACUUCUUGUGGCAAUUUGUGCAGAACUGCUGGUGAAUACUCUUGAUGAAAUGAUCUCCUCAGGACCGUUUUCUCAAGCAUUCAUCGGCCUGAUAAUCCUCCCUAUAGCCGGCAACUGUGCUGAACUGCUGACCGCCAUCAUUGUCGCCGCAAGGGGCAAUUUCGAUCUAGCGAUUGGUGUAUCUGUCGGUUCAUCGGUCCAGAUAUCCCUGUUCGUGACGCCACUUGUCAUACUGUGCGGUUGGGCCAUGCAAAAGGACAUGACGAUGUACUUUGGGCUUUUCGAGAUUGUGGCGUUGUUUGCCACUACAUUCUUGGUGAAUUGUUUGAUCCUCAACUCAAGAACCAAUGCUUUGGAGGGAAGCAUAUUGUGUGCAUGCUAUUUCAUUAUAGCAGUCGGGGCAUUUCUCGUUCCCACGCCUCAGAACUAAGUCGAGACCGCGACACUCACCUGGAGACUAAUGUCAGACAAUUGGCACCGGUCUCGCCGAUUCGAGCGUGACUUUGGAAUAUCUGGAGACCACAGAUGCUAUUAUGCAAGAAUGCCGACUCUCGCUGUGCUGUCCAACAAAAAUACGCUUCCGUUGCGCUGGACUGUCCGCAACACUCUUUAUGCUGCAGAGGGCAGUCAGCAGGAGUUAGAGCUGGCCUGCAUCCCGAGCCCAGAAGUAUAUGUCCGGCUGC